Ailuropoda melanoleuca (giant panda) is the source of this 2368-nucleotide messenger RNA. RefSeq names its product proline rich 5 (gene PRR5). The record is from RefSeq and is a predicted model, not a curated record. The coding region runs from base 363 to 1526 and encodes 387 amino acids. Gene Ontology annotation, cellular component: TORC2 complex. Gene Ontology annotation, biological process: TORC2 signaling. NCBI's taxonomy places the organism in Eukaryota, Metazoa, Chordata, Mammalia, Carnivora, Ursidae. The transcript has 8 exons.
UUUGGGGGGAAGAUAAGUCACAUGAGGGCCUCUUGCUUUCCACCCUUCCUCUCCCCAAAUGGCUCACAGCAAGGUUUUUUUUCGUUUGCCCAACUUGGACUUGGAACAGAAGGGGAACUGCAGCCCAUAGCUGGAGAGGAAUGGAAGGAGCGGGGCCCGUCCGGCCAGGGGCAGCGUGGCAAGGCAGUUUCCAAGCCAGCGCCCGGGCGUUAGGCUCGCUGGCUCUGCUGGCUGUCAUGCUCGUGUGACUCUGGGCUGUCCCUUGGCUCCCCAGACCCUCAUCGUUUCCUUCCGUAGCCUGGGGUGUGACAGGCCCCCUGUGUGAUGGUUAGAAGGGAGAGAUUGAGAAAACCACAGAGUGGAUGGUUGAGCUGUGGUGGGAGCUUCUGGGGACAUGUCUCUCCUCAGCGUCUCUGCUGAAGAUAGCGCAGCAAGUGUCACCGUGGGGCACACCGCUGCCCGCGCACGCUCUCCUGUGGAAGCCGAGGCACAGCAUCCACAACGGGGUCAUUGCCGUCUUCCAGCGCAAGGGGCUGCCCGACCAGGAGCUCUAUAGCCUCAACGAAGGCGUGCGGCAGCUGCUGAAGACGGAGCUGGGGUCCUUCUUCACGGAAUACCUGCAGAACCAGCUGCUGACGAAAGGCAUGGUGAUCCUGCGGGACAAGAUCCGCUUCUAUGAGGGACAGAAACUGCUGGACUCGCUGGCAGAGACGUGGGACUUCUUCUUCAGUGACGUGCUGCCCACGCUACAGGCCAUUUUCUACCCGGUGCAGGGCAAGGAGCCGUCGGUGCGCCAGCUGGCCCUGCUGCACUUCCGGAACGCCAUCACCCUGAGCGUGAAGCUGGAGGACGCGCUGGCCCGCACGCAUGCCCGCGUGCCCCCCGCCGUCGUACAGAUGCUGCUUGUGCUGCAGGGAGUGCAUGAGUCCCGGGGCGUGACCAAGGACUACUUGCGCCUAGAGACACUGAUCCAGAAGGUGGUGUCGCCCUACCUGGGCACCUACGGCCUCUACUCCAGCGAGGGCCCCUUCACACAUUCCUGCAUCCUGGAGAAGCACUUUCUGCGCCGCUCCCGCUCCGGGGAUAUCCUGGCCAAGAACCCAGUGGUGCGCUCCAAGAGCUACAACACCCCACUGCUGAACCCCGUGGCAGAGCACGAGGCCGAGGGAGCAGCAGCCGGCGGCCCCGGCAUCCGCAGGCACUCGGUCUCGGAAAUGACGUCCUGCCCCGAGCCCCAGGGCUUCUCCGACACGCCUGGCCAGGCUCCCCCUGGGGCCUUCAGACCCUCUGCGGGUCCCCAGUCGGGGCCCUGCCCCAGCAGACUGUAUCCCCCCGCCCAGCCCCCCGAGCCUGGCCUGGGCACAGCCCGCAGCUCCCCGCCCUCCUCCAGUCCAGAGAACCUGGUGGACCAGAUCUUGGAAUCCGUGGACUCGGAUUCGGAAGGGAUCUUCAUUGACUUCGGCCGGGGCCGGGGCUCGGGCACAACCGAGUUUGAGGGGGCCGGGGGUCGGCAGAGCAUCAUGUGAGGGCCUCAAGUUUUUACUGACCCCGUGUGUGUGCCUGUGGGGUGCGUGUGUGCAAGAAUUUUUUUACUCUGUCCUGUCCGGUCGGCUGUGGGCCCCAGCCAUGUUGCCAUUCCUGAGUCUUUGUUGGAAAAAGCAUCACCACCUGAGCCCCUGGCCCCGCUCCAUUGGCCGCUGCACCUGCCUCAUGCGGGUCACCAGGAGCACUGGUCCACCCUGUGUGCACGGAACAGACCUGGCCACCACCCCCCGCCCCGGCCUGCCCCAGCCCGCCAGCGUCCACACCCACGGAGACUGAAUCCUGUGGCUCAGCCAGGCCUCCAGAAUGAUUCCCAGAGCAGUGGGGGUUGGUAGCAGACCCGCCUUCCCCCUUCCCGCUCACCUCAGGCCACAGCGUGACCCAUGUGCGCGUGUCCCACACCCUCCGCACAGCCUGUCCUCACUUUGCUCGGGGCGGCCGUGGGCAGGAAGAGGCUGGAAUAAAGCUGUCUGCCCGGAUCCCGAGCUCGUGUCUGCGACACCAGGCCCAGACAUCUUUCCCUGGUGUUCACCCUCCGAUUUCCUCUUGCCUCGCUGGGGCCUCCCCUCCCCGCUCCCAGGAAGGGCGGGCUCCUAGAGUCCAGUUUGUCUGUCCUGUCCUGACAGUGGGGCCCAGAGGCCCCAGAAGGCAGAGCUGGGAAGCUGGGUAGCCUCUCAGGAGUGGUCGGAACCACGUAGGGGAGGGGCACACUCAAAGGGUCAGGGGUCAGCGUGGCCCUCAGCGGGAGAAGGGCAUGUGAGGUUUCUUCUGGGCUGGAGGAGGGAUGUUCUUUGCACCCGAUUAAAAGCCGACCCUCUGACUCCCA